Rhododendron vialii is the source of this 731-nucleotide messenger RNA. RefSeq lists its product as uncharacterized. NCBI's taxonomy places the organism in Eukaryota, Viridiplantae, Streptophyta, Magnoliopsida, Ericales, Ericaceae. The transcript is spliced from 5 exons. The record is from RefSeq and is a predicted model, not a curated record. The coding region runs from base 59 to 385 and encodes 108 amino acids.
AAUAGCCCUGGAUCUUCCCAGGGGUCGUGCAAAGCGGGUUUGGAAGUGCUCCUUGAGAAUGGUUAUGACGACAAUGACAGCGGCGUGUUUUAGAGUGGACCACUGGAAGAGUUUGAGGGUCUUGUUGAAGUUGAAGAACGAGACCGUGUUGAUUGAGCUCAAGAAUGGCACCAUUGUUCACGCACAAUCACAGAAACUGAUUCCAAUCAAUGUGGAUGGAGCAGUCAUCGUUGCCGAUGGAGGAAGGAAAGGAGCGACGGCCGUGGCUGUACCAAAAGUGGCUCAAAAAAUAGUGACUUUGAAACCAGAUCCCAAAAUUAUGAUUGAGAUAAGCUCUGAUACAUUAGGAGAGAUCAAGAUCAAGAAACCGGUUGUGAACGAUUAAAAAAAUCUAGCAAUGGGUCGUCGAGAAAGAAGUCUCAAACAACCCUCAUUUCAAUCCUCACUGCUAGAAGCAAGGGUUUUACUCAUGCAGCUUUUGCAUUAGGAUACAAAGGCAGGGAUUAAUUAAAGCACAGUUGAUGGAAACUUAGUUCCACUUGGUGCUCUUGUUACAUUUGUGCAAAAAUGAAUCCAAUAUUUUGAGCUUGAAGCAAACUUGAGCUGUAGAACAUGCACACACAAAGGAGAAAGAAAAACCACAAAGGGAGAAAGAAAGAGAACAAGAUAGAGGAAGGGUGGAGAAACAUAAAGAGCAAAAGGGAAAAGGAAAGGAAAAGCCGCAUAAGGAG